GCCAGGAAACUUGUGAUGGAAGGCACCGAACAAUGCCCACACAGUGAAGAUCUGUGGCUGGAAGCCUCGAGAUUGAUGCCGCCUGAGGAUGCAAAGGCGGUGGUUUCAGAGGGUCUGCAGAAGAUACCUCUGUCAGUCAAAUUGUGGGUCAAGGCCAUGGAGAUGGAGUCAGAGCUAAAGGGCAAGAAGCGCGUCAUCAGGAAGUAG
Molecule: messenger RNA, 207 nt
Organism: Sphaeroforma arctica JP610
Lineage: Eukaryota; Ichthyosporea; Ichthyophonida
Exons: 2
Molecular function (GO): protein binding
Source: RefSeq, a predicted model, not a curated record